CGAGCGGCAGCCGGCGGCCGCGGGAGCCGCGGGGAGCGCGGGGGCGGCCCGGAGCGCCCGGGGUCCCCGCGCCCCGCUCGCCCGCCGCGCUCCGAAGAUGGUGGCGGCGCCGUGCGCCCGGAGGCUGGCCCGGCGCUCGCACUCGGCGCUGCUCGCGGCGCUCACGGUGCUGCUGCUGCAGACGCUGGUCGUGUGGAAUUUCAGCAGCCUCGACUCCGGGGCCGGGGAGCGCCGCGGGGGCGCAGCGGCCGGCGGCGCGGAGCAGCCGCCCCCGGCCCCGGCCCCGCGCCGGGAGCGGCGGGACCUGCCCGCCGGGCCGGCCGCAGCCCGAGGCGGCGGCGGCGGAGGACGGGAGCCCCCGGCGCGGGCGCGGGGAGGCGGCCCCGGAGAGCCCCGGGCGCAGCAGCGGGCCAGCCGCGGGGCACUGCCCGCGCGGGCGCUGGACCCUCAUCCAAGUCCACCGAUCACCCUGGAGAGCCAGGAUGGCUACUUUUCUCACCGGCCAAAAGAGAAGGUGCGAACAGACAGCAACAAUGAGAACUCGGUCCCCAAAGACUUUGAGAAUGUGGACAACAGCAACUUUGCACCCAGGACUCAAAAGCAAAAGCACCAGCCUGAGCUGGCAAAGAAGGCCCCGAGCAGACAGAAGGAGCUCUUGAAAAGGAAGCUGGAGGAGGAGAAGGGGAAGGGGCAUCCAUUUGCGGGCAAGGGCACCAGUGAGGUGCUGCCCCCUGAGGAGAAGGCCACGGCCAACGGCAGCCGCGGGAAGGAUGUCCCGAAACAGCCCCACGGCCGCAAAAGUGGGGGCAGCUCCCCUGAGAUCAAGUAUGACCAGCCCCCCAAGUGUGAUAUCUCGGGCAAGGAGGCCAUCUCCGCCCUGUCCCGCGCCAAGUCCAAGCACUGCCGCCAGGAGAUCGGCGAGACCUACUGCCGCCACAAGCUGGGGCUGCUGAUGCCCAAGAAGGUGACUCGGUUCUGCCCCCUGGAAGGCAAAGCCAACAAGAACGUUCAGUGGGACGAGGAUUCGGUGGAGUACAUGCUGGCCAACCCAGUGAGAAUCGCCUUCGUCCUGGUCGUCCACGGCCGUGCCUCUCGGCAGCUGCAGCGCAUGUUCAAGGCCAUUUACCACAAAGACCAUUUCUACUACAUCCACGUGGACAAGCGCUCGAAUUAUCUGCAUCGGCAAGUGCUCCGGUUCUCCAGACAGUAUGACAACGUUCGUGUCACCCCCUGGAGGAUGGCCACCAUCUGGGGCGGAGCCAGCCUCCUGACCACGUAUCUGCAGAGCAUGCGGGACCUCCUGGAGAUGACCGACUGGCCCUGGGACUUCUUCAUCAACCUCAGCGCAGCCGACUACCCCAUCAGGACAAAUGACCAGUUGGUGGCAUUUCUCUCCCGAUACCGAGAGAUGAAUUUCCUGAAGUCACACGGCCGGGACAAUGCAAGGUUCAUCCGAAAACAGGGUCUGGACCGACUCUUCCUGGAGUGUGAUGCCCACAUGUGGCGCCUGGGGGACCGGCGAAUCCCAGAGGGCAUUGCUGUGGAUGGAGGCUCGGACUGGUUCUUGCUGAACCGGAAGUUUGUGGAGUAUGUGACAUUCUCCACAGAUGAUCUGGUGACCAAAAUGAAGCAGUUUUACUCCUACACCCUGCUUCCUGCUGAGUCCUUCUUCCACACGGUGCUGGAGAACAGCCCCCACUGCGACACGAUGGUGGACAACAACCUGCGCAUCACCAACUGGAACCGCAAGCUGGGCUGCAAGUGCCAGUACAAGCACAUCGUGGACUGGUGCGGCUGCUCCCCCAACGACUUCAAGCCGCAGGACUUCCACCGUUUUCAGCAGACAGCCAGGCCCACCUUCUUCGCCCGGAAAUUCGAAGCCGUGGUGAAUCAGGAAAUCAUCGGGCAGCUGGACUAUUACCUGUACGGGAACUACCCUGCGGGCACCCCGGGGCUCCGCUCCUACUGGGAGAACGUGUACGAUGAGCCAGAUGGCACCCACAGCCUGAGCGACGUGGCGCUCACCUUGUAUCACUCCUUCGCCCGCCUGGGCCUCCGGCGCGCCGAGUCGUCGCUGCACGUGGAUGGGGAGAACAGCUGCCGGUACUACCCAAUGGGCCACCCAGCCUCCGUCCACCUCUACUUCCUUGCUGACCGCUUCCAGGGCUUUCUGAUCAAGCAUCACGCGACCAAUCUGGCCGUGAGCAAACUCGAGACCCUGGAGACGUGGGUGAUGCCAAAGAAAGUCUUCAAGAUUGCAAGUCCACCCAGUGACUUCAGGAGGCUCCAGUUUUCUGAGGUCGGCACCGACUGGGAUGCCAAGGAGCGGCUCUUUCGCAACUUUGGGGGUCUCCUGGGGCCCAUGGAUGAGCCGGUGGGCAUGCAGAAAUGGGGGAAGGGCCCCAAUGUCACUGUGACUGUCAUCUGGGUGGAUCCUGUCAACAUCAUCGCAGCCACCUACGACAUCCUGAUUGAAUCCACUGCCGAAUUCACUCACUACAAGCCCCCUUUGAACUUGCCCCUGCGGCCUGGGGUCUGGACAGUGAAAAUCCUUCACCACUGGGUGCCAGUUGCAGAGACCAAAUUCCUCGUUGCACCUCUGACCUUCUCAAAUAGGCAGCCCAUCAAACCAGAGGCGGCCCUGAAGCUGCACAGCGGGCCCCUGCGCAACGCCUACAUGGAGCAGAGCUUCCAGAGCCUGAACCCCGUCCUCAGUCUGCCCAUCAGCCCUGCCCAGGUGGAGCAGGCGCGGAGGAACGCGGCCGCGACCGGCGCAGGCCUGGAGCGCUGGCUGGACUCGCUGGUAGGUGGGAUGUGGGCCGCGGUGGACGUCUGCGCCGCGGGCCCCACGGCCUGCCCUGUCAUGCAGACCUGCAGUCACACGGCCUGGAGCUCCUUCAGCCCUGACCCCAAGUCCGAGCUGGGCGCGGUCAAACCCGACGGCCGGCUCAGGUAGCACUGGGCACGCGUGAGCCACAGCAGAUCUCAAAGGGAAAGCAGCCAGAGAGCCGGCGGCGCCUGGACCCUGGCCUCCCACCCCCCAAGGGGGGUGUCUUUCGUGCGAGGGGCUCUCCUGGCUACAGAAUGAUGGAGAAGGCAGGUGUGGCGACAACCUGCACUGGGCAAGCUGGGGGCGAGGACUGCUUGGUGCCCGCCCCACGGCGGUCUUACCUCUUUGGGUUCAUCUUCAAAACCUACAGGCUCCUUGUCGUCCCUUCCGAUGGCCCCGUCCCCAGACAAGUGAUUCUCAAACUUUUAUUUCGAGCAGCAGACUUCUGUUGAUGAAGCGCAGUUGGAGGCAGGAAGUGCAAGGUGGGGUUGAAAUCCAGGCUGCUCCGGUUGAA
This is a messenger RNA of Hyaena hyaena (striped hyena), 3344 nucleotides long. RefSeq names its product xylosyltransferase 1 (gene XYLT1). The coding region runs from base 98 to 2956 and encodes 952 amino acids. Gene Ontology annotation, molecular function: protein xylosyltransferase activity. The transcript is spliced from 12 exons. The record is from RefSeq and is a predicted model, not a curated record. Gene Ontology annotation, biological process: chondroitin sulfate proteoglycan biosynthetic process; heparan sulfate proteoglycan biosynthetic process. Gene Ontology annotation, cellular component: membrane. NCBI's taxonomy places the organism in Eukaryota, Metazoa, Chordata, Mammalia, Carnivora, Hyaenidae.